UGGGAAGGCUUGGGAGCAACCGGCUCCUCUGCAGGGCUCCCCUCUCCCUCUGCCUGGCCCAGUUGCCAUCCCUACCCUGUUGGCUGUCCCCUCCCCCAAGGCAGGGCCCAAACUCUUCCAGACAAAGCCAGGGCUAGCUGGAGAGUGAGUGAAGACGGCCCACUCUGCCCAGCCUGGCUGACUGAGGGGCACAGGGCACCGCAGAGUCCAGGGCAGGCGAGGGUCACGGUUGGCACCUGCUGCUCCUUGGCCCUCCUGUGGACAGUUAAGACGACCUCUCGACCCAGCUUGGGACGGCUGAGCGCUGGCUCUAAGGAGCCAUGAGCACACAGGGUCCCAGCCCCCUGGCCUUCCUCACAGCUCCUGUCACUCCAGGCAGCAGCACAGAGGCAGCAGACCCCCUCCCCAUACUCAUCGCCCUCGCCUGCAUCUUCCUCCUGCUGGCCAGCUGUUUGCUGUUCAUGACCCUCUGCAAACCGGCAGCGCUGGACCCGACGCAGCGCCGGGCUCGGGAGUGCAUGCCCCACCACCCUGGGAGCCCCAGUGAGCCCCAGCUCCGGCUCUGGAAGCGCCUGGGCUCUCUGCGCCGCUCCCUGCACAGCUUCCGCAGGGGCAGGCCUGCUCCCCGACGCCCCCUGCCGGGUUGCGAUGACAGCCGGGACUGUGACUGCACGGAAUCCACCAAAAUGUGACUGGAUGGCCCUGCCCUCCAGGACCCACCCGGGACCUACCCUCGGACCCUCCUGUCUUGGACAGAGCCUGGAAUCAGGGGCUGCAGAGGAUGUGGGACACACAUUCAGCCCCAGUGGUCCCCUGUGUCCCUGGGCCCAUGGUCUUUCCCAGAGAUAGCCCUAGGAGGAAUACAGACUUCUCUACA
Lontra canadensis (Northern American river otter) is the source of this 877-nucleotide messenger RNA. It is a transcript of the gene CUNH10orf105, whose product is annotated as chromosome unknown C10orf105 homolog. The coding region runs from base 321 to 692 and encodes 123 amino acids. The record is from RefSeq and is a predicted model, not a curated record. Lineage: Eukaryota; Metazoa; Chordata; Mammalia; Carnivora; Mustelidae. The transcript is spliced from 2 exons.